This is a messenger RNA of Acanthosepion pharaonis, 1104 nucleotides long. The record is from the annotation of a GenBank genome assembly. NCBI's taxonomy places the organism in Eukaryota, Metazoa, Mollusca, Cephalopoda, Sepiida, Sepiidae.
AUGAUCAUCUAUCCUCUUUAUAUAUUUGUAAACUUCUUUGAACUUCUUUCAGAGGAUUAUGUUUCCAAACUAUCUGUAAACUUCUUUCAGAGGAUCAUCUUUCUUCUUAUAUCUAGGAUCAUCUUUCUUCUUAUAUCUGUAAACUAUUUCAAAGGAUCAUCUAUCCUCAUUAUAUAUUUGUUUGAACUUCUUUCAGAGGAUUAUGUUUUCAAACUAUCUGUAAACUUCUUUCAGAGGAUCAUCUUUCUUCUUAUAUCUAGGAUCAUCUUUCUUCUUAUAUCUGUAAACUAUUUCAAAGGAUCAUCUUUCCUCAUAUACAUUUGUGAACUUCUUUCAGAGGAUUAUGUUUCCAAACUAUCUGUAAACUUCUUUCAGAGGAUCGUCUUUCUUCAUAUAUCUGUACACUAUUUCAAAGGAUCAUCUUUCCUCAUAUAUAUUUGUGAACUUCUUUCAGAGGAUUAUGUUUCCAAACUAUCUGUAAACUUCUUUCAGAGGAUCAUCUUUCUUCUUAUAUCUAGGAUCAUCUUUCUUCUUAUAAACUUCUUUCAGAGGAUCAUCUUUCUUCUUAUAUCUUUCAGAGGAUCAUCUUUCUUCUUAUAUCUAGGAUUAUGUUUCCAAACUAUCUGUAAACUUCUUUCAGAGGAUCAUCUUUCUUCUUAUAUCGAGGAUUAUGUUUCCAAACUAUCUGUAAACUUCUUUCAGAGGAUCGUCUUUCUUCUUAUAUCUGUAAACUAUUUCAUAGGAUCAUCUAUCCUCAUAUAUAUUUGUGAACUUCUUUCAGAGGAUUAUGUUUCCAAACUAUCUCUUCCUUUAUCUGUGUGUUUCUUUAUAGUUGCAGCCACACUUCGACUUUUUCCCUCCAUAUCUGAAGGCUUUCUUUUUGUCCGCUUUCACUGUCUCUCUUCCUCCUCCUCCUCCUCCUCCUCCUCCUCCUCCUUCACAAUAACUCAUUCUUUCUUUCUACUGAAACUUUUUAGUCCCAUUCAACUUCUUAUGAAAAAUUUCCAUCUCUUUUCUUGCUUGAAAUUCUCUACCGCCCGCAUUUUUUUUUUUUUUUGCUUUGUCCUCAUAUUUUGUCUUUUGUCUCAUUCUUUCUCUCCUUAA